Exophiala xenobiotica is the source of this 324-nucleotide messenger RNA. RefSeq lists its product as uncharacterized. The transcript has a single exon. Bases 1 to 324 code for a protein of 107 amino acids. The record is from RefSeq and is a predicted model, not a curated record. NCBI's taxonomy places the organism in Eukaryota, Fungi, Ascomycota, Eurotiomycetes, Chaetothyriales, Herpotrichiellaceae.
AUGGCCGGCGGCAAAUCACUCAAAGAAUCCGCCCAGUCGAAUCCAACAGCCCUGGGAGACCCGGUGUCUCUCAAGGCCGAAAAGUCGAACAACGAACCAACGGAGCAAGAUCGACCGAACAAGGCCGGCAGCGACAAGCAGAGCCUCAAGGACAUCGCCCAGCAGGACCUCAGUGAAGCCAAGAAGGGCAAUCGUUCCAUGCUAGGCGACCCAGUAAGCCUCAAGGCCGAGACAUCCGACGAGGAUCCGGUCAAGAGGGGCGACCGUGGUGACGACCAGAUGGGCAACAUCACCGACAGGAAGGACAGAGAUUCCAAGUUAUAA